AUGCGUCUUCAACAUUAUAUAUUAAGAUUAAAUAGGUUUAAUAGAUUAAUCAAGCCAAAUAAUACUGUACAAUUAUGCUCAUUCUCUACAGAUAAUUGGAAUUUUGAUGACCAGUUGCUUGAUGCUGUACUUACUUCUGAUAAUAAGUUUAAAGGGAAACUUACACAUAAAAAUUUUAAUAGUAAUACAUUAUGUGAGUUAGAAGAGAAAAUUCAAUUUAAAAGACCAAAUAAUGAAUUAGAAGUAUCCAUAAUUUUUGAACAACUUGGCAAGUUCUUAUCCUCUGAAACUCCCUUAGCUUUGAAGGAGUUCUUUGAAAAUAAUAAACUUGACACUGCAAUAAAUGCUCAUAUAUUAGGUGAAACAUCAAGUAUAGAAUCAAUUAUUGUUACAUCAACUACAGUUGCUAAUUUGUUUGGUUCAUACUAUGGCAAUUUUGAAAAUUUAAAUAAAACCAAUAAAAGUUUUAUUUUACUCCAAAACAUUUUAAAUAAAUGUUAUUUAGAUAUUCAACAAGUUUCUUUUUCUCAACUUCCUAUGGAAAAGUUAGUUCCAUUAUAUUUUGUACUACACAAAUAUGGAGGAGAAUUCAUAAAUCCAAAAUUAAUGGAUGCUAUUAAAGAACGCGUUAUUCUACAUGUAAAUAACACCACAUCAAUAGAUUUUAUCCUUGGUCUUCUUGGAAAAGUUAAAUUGACACCUGAUCAAAGCAAAAUAAUUUUUAAUAAAGCAAGAGAAUUAUUACCAAAUUUAUCUCUUAGUCAAUCGGUUUCUCUUAUACAUUAUAUAGCUGCUACAAAAGAACGACCAAUAAUAUUUCUUCAAGAGAUUGCCCAACACAUGGAAUUAAAACAAGAUGAACCUUUGUCAAGCAAUCAAUUAGUAGAUUUGGCAAGUGCUCUUAAUAAAUUGUCAUUUAGUAACAGUCAAAUAUUAAAAUUAAUUUGUAAAAAUUUACCAGAAAAUAUUAAAUCUACUAGCAAUGCAAGUAAAUUAUCUACUGUCUUUUCAUCAUUAAGUUCUGUGAAUUGUGGAAAUAAAGACUUAUGGGAAUUAAUGGAAAACUGGUUAAAUAAAAACUAUAAAGAACUCAAUAUUAAAGGUAUUAUUCAAGUGGUAAUUUCUUUUAGUAAACUUAAUUUACCUGCUGAAACCAUAAAAGUACCUUUAAAUUAUUUUAAUAAUACUGUUACAAUUAAAAAUUUUGACAACAGUAAUAUAUUGUUACGAUAUGUUUAUGGAAUGGCAAUUUUUGGUAAAAUGACUCCAAGAAUGGCAGAAAGUAUUUUGAAAAAAGAAUUUGUUAAUGAUCUACUUUAUCAAAAACCAGAAAAUAUGAAAAUGUAUUUAUUGAAUUUAAUUGCUCAGAUUGAUUGUGCUGCUAGAAAUGAAUUAAAUGAUUUUGAUAGAUCUAAGUUUUCACUAAAAAAAUACAUCAAAACGGACACUGGCUUAAUUAAUGAAAUAACUAGUAUUAUUUAUGAUAAAAAAGCUAUAAAUUAUAUUGAAUUGGCAAAUUCAGCUAUUCAACGUAUUUUAGGAAGUCAAAAAAAAUGUAGUGGUCCUAGACUUAUACAAGAUGCAUUUUUAGUAAAUAAUAUUUUUACUUAUAUUGGAGAUAGUGAAAUUGGAAUUGUUAAUGAUUGGGACAAACUUAUCAAUAGCAAUGAUCCAAAAAUUGGAUUUGUUUUUAUUUCAAACAGACAUGUUAUUAGUGAUAUUGAAACUGGUGUUGGUAUCAGAGAAGCUGGGGCAGUAAGUUUUAAGAUCAGAGUACUAGAAAAAAUGGGAUUCAAAAUAAUAAGACUUUAUGAGUCUGAAUUUCAAAAAAACUCUACAGCUGCUGAAAAUGUUGAUUAUGUAAAAAAAGAAAUGGAAAAAAUUUUAGGAUUGUAA
Messenger RNA from Strongyloides ratti, 1896 nucleotides. RefSeq lists its product as hypothetical. Lineage: Eukaryota; Metazoa; Nematoda; Chromadorea; Rhabditida; Strongyloididae. The coding region runs from base 1 to 1896 and encodes 631 amino acids. The record is from RefSeq and is a predicted model, not a curated record. The transcript is spliced from 2 exons.